AGUAAAUGCCACGUCAUCUGGCGUACAGGCUGGGACGUAACACACGUAUGGGGAUUGAGAAAGUUGACCUUUAUGCUAUCUGCCGAAAAAAAUUACAAAGUGAUGGUGAACAGUAUUAGUUUAGGAUUAUCAGUGUCUUUAAUUAUUUUUUUAUUUUUUAAAUAAAAUAAAUUUUCAAAAUGUCUUCAUCAAAAGUAUCGUAUUGUACUCGCGGCAAUCCAAAUAUGCCGUAUUAAAAUAAUACACAGCUGAAAUUUUAUGAUUUCCCCGAAAGUUCACUGAACACCGCGUGGAAAACCUUCAAACGUCAAAAAUACUUAGGAUAAUUGUACACUCGUUGACAUUAAUGCCUGGUCCCCCAGACUAUAAAUUAUUUACCAAACAGGGGGCCAGGCGUUAGUGACAAUGAGUGUAACACUGUAAAUAUUGGAAACACUGGUUUGAAUGACUAUUGUGCAGGUUAUAACCGAUUGCUUAUUUGAAUGUUCGGUUUCUAUUACAUUUAGAACAUGACUAGAUUCAAAUAAUUUUUGUCGUUUUUUAUCGUUUAAACCUCUAACUCGAUUAUUUUUAAUCGCACUAAGGCGCUCUACUUUUGACGAAAGUGCUGCCUCUACAGUUCUUGCACGAUCUCUAUAAUUACAUAUAAAUUUGAUGUAAAAUAGCAGCUUUAAUUUUACGUCAAAUUUAUGUUAUUUUAUGUAUAAGAGAGCUAACAAGUUUAACUGAAAAUAUAAUUAAACAUGAGAUAUGACGAGCGCUAAGCAUUAUUGUGAAGCAUGGGAAAAACAUUCUAUCUUUAAGAUUAAAGUUAUAAUCAUUAUUGAAAAUAUUAGUCAUUGACAGGUUGAGCUUAAAACCUAGCAAAAUCUUAUAGCUUGUAAAUUAUUUUUUAUUAGGAUGGUUUACGAAAAGAUGAGGCUGGUGGUGAUAGGAUUACUGUGAAGAAUUUAAUUGAGUACUCUGAAGAUGAAAUUGGGAAAUUAAAACUGAUGUUGAUGACAGAGAAAUACGGCGACUUUGGGUGACUUCAGCGCUGUGGGUCGGCUACGCUCGGAAAAAAAAGUCUGAGUACCCUGAUUUGAAGGUUAAUCUUUAAAUAAACGUCACCCUGCCAAAACAUUGUCAGGCAUUGAUACAGAUUAGAAUUUAUUAUCUCGAACUUUUGAUUAUUAAAAAUGACAGAGGAAUUAAUUACCUCUUUUGCAGCCGAUGAAUUUAAUCCAGAGAAAUUUGUUAAAGAUUUAAGCACUCAGUGUAUUGGUGCUGAUGAACUUUAUACGCAACGAACUAAAAUUCAGGAACUUGGUGAUAAAAUUUCGUUUCAACUUAAACGCAAUGUCUAUCAAAAUUAUAUGCAAUUUAUUGAAACGGCUAAAGAAAUUUCACAUUUGGAAAGUGAGAUGUAUCAGUUAUCCCAACUGUUAAGCGAACAACGAUCACUCCUUAGUGCAUUAAAUUCCAAGAGAUCAACUGGUACUAUGUUCGACGAUAUUUUAAAAAAUAAUCAAGACCUAAAUCCUGUAUCCAAAGAGCAAGAACAAAAACAAAAAUUAAUUCAAUCCCUUGAACACGUUGAAGGAGCGAUGAGUUUAGUUGACGUACCAGGGAGAAUUUGCUUUCAUGAAGGAUCUUUGUUAGAGUUAGAUCCUUUAGAAGGAACUCCAUUAAAAAGAGUACACGGUUAUUUAUUCAAUGACAUUCUUAUGAUAGCUUCUUGGCUCACUACGGGUGGGCGAAGACAUCCAUCUAAGCAUAAAGUUCAAGCGGUUUAUAAUUUACACAGUUUGGCUGUAGUUAACGUAAAAGAUUUAGGAUCAGUAAAACUUGCGUUUAAAUUACUAGCUUUUCCAGAUACUCGAGUCUUCCAAUGCGCUUCUGCUACUAGCAAGAAAGAAUGGUUAGAAAAAUGUGAACAAGCAAAGAGAGUCCGUCUCUUACAAGAAUUUCAACAAGAGUUACCAGAUAAACAAGAAGUACAGAAAGAAAAUGCAAUUAUAUCGUCAAGGUCAAUGUCUCUAGACUCUCGUAUUCUUGGUAUAGAUAACGCAGAUGAUUCUGUUGAAAGUUUAGAAUCUUUGCCCGAGUGGUUAUUAGAAGUUACUGAAGAUCUAGAUUCAUGUAUAGCUCAAAGACACUUUGAGGAAGCAUACGUUAUUUUUGAAAAAGCAAAUAGUUAUCUUAAAGGAAUACAAUCUUCAUCGUCGCAAUUGACUGAAAUUAAAACAAAAAUCGAGGAUCGGGGAAAAUAUUUUGUUCAAGUGCUUACUGAUGAAUUGGAAUUAAGUGUAGAGGCAAAAUCCUUGCAAGGGGGUGGAUUAAGAAGUGCACGUCGAGCUGUAAAACUUCUUAUACAACUAAAUCGAAGUGCUCAAGCCUGUAAACUAUAUUUACAACUUUGUAAUGCAGCUCUUACAUCUCGGUUGAAACGUGUAAAACGAGAAGGAACUGUUGUGCCUUACAUAAAACAAUUGAGUGCAAUUGCUUUUAGUAAUAUUUUUGAUAUGGCCACAGAAUUUCUUAAACUCUUUUCACCAUCAAUGAACUGUACUUCAAGUCUUAUAGUUUGGUGCAGCCAAGAAGUCAAAUACCUUACAUCUCACUUAAUAAAACAAUUAUUUAUUCCUCAAGUGACAUUGGGAACUCUAGUAGAGUGCAUAAGUACAGUCCGUGAUCAUUGUGAUCAGCUGACCCACCUUGGAAUUAAUUUACGUUAUCAACUAGAUGGUCAAUUACGAACUCUUUUGGCUAGAGCUUUACAAGAUGCUAGUGAAAAAUAUAUAGAUGCGAUAAAAGUUCGUGCUGCUGAAGAUAAUUGGCGACCGACAAAUUUGCAAACUCAUGAAAAUCUUAAAAAGCUUCUAAGUGAAUUAGAUGAUCUUGGUAUACCUGUACCUUCCGCAUUUAUAACAAGUGAUUGUUGGAUAUCGUUAACUGGUAAUACAUUAGCUUUUUCAAAACUUUACAUCGGACUCUUGGAAGAUUGUUUGAGUGUUUUCACACCUGAACUCAUAUGUACUAUUGAAACAGUACUUAUUUCAGUUUUACGUGCUCAAGUUCAAUACGUUGUUGCAUCGCUUAAUAAUCCGAAAUUAAAUUCCGAGAAAAAAUUAGUGCAAGAUAAUGCUGCAUACAUUCGUGAAAUAAUUAUCGAACGCGGGUUAGAGUUCUACAGGAGUAUGAUGGGACAAGAAUUUACAAAACUACUUGAGUUGAAGAAAACCAUUAUCAUAGAACCUACAGCUGAAAAACCAAAGCUAACACCUAGAACAUCAAUCACUAAAAAAGCGGAGAAUCGAUCGUGAAAAACGGUAAGUUCACAAUAAACAACAGAAGAAUUCAUAAUCAAUUUAUGAUAAAAUCACAGUAUUCUUACGCUAUAGAUUGAAAAUCAUGUAUCAACUUAUUUUAU
Microplitis demolitor is the source of this 3412-nucleotide messenger RNA. It is a transcript of the gene Exo84, whose product is annotated as exocyst complex component 8. Gene Ontology annotation, cellular component: exocyst. Lineage: Eukaryota; Metazoa; Arthropoda; Insecta; Hymenoptera; Braconidae. The coding region runs from base 1179 to 3305 and encodes 708 amino acids. The transcript has 8 exons. The record is from RefSeq and is a predicted model, not a curated record. Gene Ontology annotation, biological process: exocytosis; Golgi to plasma membrane transport; intracellular protein localization.